Molecule: messenger RNA, 1464 nt
Organism: Colletotrichum spaethianum
Lineage: Eukaryota; Fungi; Ascomycota; Sordariomycetes; Glomerellales; Glomerellaceae
Product: pantothenate transporter FEN2
Exons: 10
Coding region: 1-1464 (487 amino acids)
Biological process (GO): transmembrane transport
Cellular component (GO): membrane
Molecular function (GO): transmembrane transporter activity
Source: RefSeq, a predicted model, not a curated record
AUGGGUGCUCCGGCUACGAGUUCCAUACAAGUCGCGACCGAUGUCACAGCGACUCGAAAAGGGAGUUCCGACGAUAAGCUGCCCGAGUCCGAUGGCGGCAUCUCCCCGGUGAUUAGCAACCCGAAAGAUGAUAUCGACCCAAAGGAAGAGAGAGCUUUUAGCAAUGCGUAUGUAUCCGGAAUGAAGGAGGACCUGGGCUUGUUCGGCAAUGAACUCAACUACUUCACAACUUUCUUCAACAUUGGAUACAUGAUCAUGCUGUACCCUUCAUGCAUCAUUAUCUCUCACUUUGGUCCUUCCCGGUGGUUACCCGCCUGCGAGGUCUAUGGUCUUCGCUUCCUGAUCGGAUUCUUUGAGGGUACCGCUUGGCCUGGAUACUUUACCCUCAUUAGCCAGUGGUACAUGCCUCACGAGGUCGCCUUACGCAUGAGCCUCUACAACAUUGCACAGCCAGCUGGCGCCAUGCUUUCUGGUGCUAUGCAGGGAGCCCUUUCAACCAACUUUGAGGGUCUCCAUGGCCGGUCUGGUUGGCGUUGGGCUUUCAUUAUCAAUGGUGUCUGUACCAUCGCUGUCGCCAUUGCCGCCUUCUUCAUCCUCCCUGGCUAUCCUGAACGCCCAAACCCUCUUGCCAAGUUCUACAUGAAGCCUAGACACAUCGAAAUCGCUCUGGCGCGUGCUCGUCGGGUUGGUCGUAAGCCACAGAUCGGCAUCACGCCAAAGUCGUUCUUGCGAUGCUUCACUUUCUGGCAGUUAUGGGCGUUUGCGAUCGCGUGGUCCAUCGGUGGCAACUUCACCCCAGCUAGCUACUUCAACCUAUGGCUCAAGUCUCUAAAGAACGCUGAUGGUUCAGUCAAAUACUCCGUUGCUAUGAUUAACUACCUGCCGAUCAUCGGACAGGCUGUCCAGCUCGUAGCAGAACUGUUGUUCAGCGGUUUAAGUGACUAUUUUGGUGUUCGACUGCCAUUUUUGCUUCUUCAUUCUGCCAUCAACAUCACUUCUCAGAUCAUUCUCAUUGUACGGCCUAGCAACCAGCAGGCUUACAUGGCCGGCUGGUACAUGAAUUACAUUGGAGCUGUUUCCACGAUGCUUCUUUGCUCUUGGGCAUCAGCACAUCUCCAAGGCGAGCCCCAAGUACGUACGGUACUCUUCGCGAGCGGCACCAUCCUGUCGUAUCUCAUGAGCGCCUUCAUCCCUAUCGCAGCUUUCCCAGCAUCCGAGGCCCCUCACUGGCGCAUCGGAUCUAAGCUCUAUCUUGGAUUUGCCCUUGUGUCUAGUGUGAUGUUCGUCGGAAUUCACUUUGCGUUCAAGUGGGAAGAGAAAAGAAAGGCAAAGGACGCAGUCAAGGAAGGCUUGACAGGGGAGCCGGAUAAUGCAGAUGCCGGUGUCAAGUCGGUGAUCGAGGGGCCAAACAGCACAUCCGCGGAAACGAAGACACUGGGAAAGUUUCAUGAUAGACCUCAGUAG